This is a messenger RNA of Marmota flaviventris (yellow-bellied marmot), 1768 nucleotides long. It is a transcript of the gene Ptp4a3, whose product is annotated as protein tyrosine phosphatase 4A3. The record is from RefSeq and is a predicted model, not a curated record. Gene Ontology annotation, biological process: protein dephosphorylation. NCBI's taxonomy places the organism in Eukaryota, Metazoa, Chordata, Mammalia, Rodentia, Sciuridae.
UGGCGCCGCGCGGGAGGGCACCGCGCGGGUCUGGGCGCAGCACCAAGGCCCUGCGCAUGGAGGCGGCGGCUCGCCUGCGGGCGCGGACGUUGCCUGCCAAGGCCCAGCUGCGGUUGAUGGAGAGGCCCUCGGGGGUCAGCCCUGUGUACUGCCGUGCCCAGCAUCUCCACCAGGCCUGCUGCUGAGGAGCCCCUGCUCUGGCCCUGACCGUUGCCCCCGCCCUCCCAUGGCCCGUGCUGCCAGGCCUGGGGCCCUCGCUGCCGCCUGAGCCCCCUGCCCCCCUCCAGGAUCCGCCGUGCCCCGAUGGGGUAACGUGACCGAGGCCUCGAACACCAGAGGCCGCACCUGCCACAGCUGCUGCCUGCCACCCCCCCCCCUCCCCCCGGGGGCUGCUGGAGUUGGUUCAGUUCAAGUUCAUUGACCUUUGGUCCUUGGGAGUUUGGGCCACCUUUGAGUGAGCGGGGCUCUUCACCACCCACGGAUGCAGAGAGUGUCCCCCGCCAGACACUGCCCACAGCCAGACUCACUGUGGGUUUUCAUAGUUGGUUGAGUUUUUUGGUGGUCAGUAUUUUUGCCCACUUAUAAUUAUCCAGCUCCGAGACUCAGGAGUUUGGAGUUGCCUAUUUUACUUUGGGGGGCUGUUUUUAUUCCUCUUCUUUAUUUUUAAGGGUCAGGCUUUCUUUCUUUUUUAAUUAUCCAGGUACUGGGCAGCUUCCUCCCCCUCCCAAGUAUUUGCACAAUAUUUGUGCGGGGUGGGGUUUUUUUUUAAAGAAAUCCUUUCUUUCUCUCAGAUAAGUACAGGGAUCUCAUCCUACCUUGUUUUGGGGGCUGGUGGGGUUUCUCUGGUGGGUGUCCCGGCCCUCUACCUGCUCCUGGGGAGGAGGCAUGGCGCGUAUGAACCGACCCGCCCCCGUGGAGGUGAGCUACAGGAACAUGCGCUUCCUCAUCACGCACAAUCCCACCAAUGCCACCCUCAGCACCUUCAUUGAGGACCUGAAGAAGUACGGGGCCACCACUGUGGUGCGCGUGUGUGAGGUGACCUAUGACAAGACCACACUGGAGAAGGAUGGCAUCACUGUGAUGGACUGGCCUUUCGACGACGGAGCGCCCCCGCCUGGCAAGGUUGUGGAGGACUGGCUCAGCCUGCUGAAGGCCAAGUUCCUGGACGACCCAGGCAGCUGUGUGGCCGUGCACUGCGUGGCCGGCCUGGGACGGGCUCCAGUUCUCGUGGCGGUGGCCCUCAUUGAGAGCGGGAUGAAGUACGAGGACGCCAUCCAGUUCAUCCGGCAGAAGCGCCGGGGGGCCAUCAACAGCAAACAGCUCACCUACCUGGAGAAAUACCGGCCCAAACAGAGACUGCGCUUCAAAGACCCCCACACGCACAAGACCAAAUGCUGCGUCAUGUAGCUCAGGACUCCGCGGCGGGGGCUCCUGUCCUGGCAGCCUCUGCCCGCCUUCCCCUCCUGUGCCUCAGCUGCCCGCGUCCGAGGAGCCCACGGGCCGUGUCCUUGCUCUGCCUGCCUGCCUGCCCCAGGCCCUCUGUGCCGGGGCCGACUCACAGGCUCGGCAGCCCCGUCCCUGGACUCCUGCCUGCACCCUCCUACACCCCACCUCAGGUCCCCUCUGCCCUGCCUUUUGUUGGGUGGAUGGAGUUUUGAACUAGUGGCCAGGCCUCUGCGGGGGCCUCACCUGUGCUCUGCACUUAAGUUAUUGGAUCCCGGGCGGUCAGGUGCUCUGGACACUCGAAGGCAAUAAAGAGCGAGCCGUG